Molecule: messenger RNA, 2548 nt
Organism: Coccinella septempunctata (seven-spotted ladybird)
Lineage: Eukaryota; Metazoa; Arthropoda; Insecta; Coleoptera; Coccinellidae
Product: proton-coupled amino acid transporter-like protein CG1139
Exons: 8
Coding region: 242-1636 (464 amino acids)
Biological process (GO): amino acid transmembrane transport
Cellular component (GO): vacuolar membrane
Molecular function (GO): amino acid transmembrane transporter activity
Source: RefSeq, a predicted model, not a curated record
AGAUAAGUCAAAGCAGCUCUGUAUAUAUUAACGUUUGCACUUUGUGAUUUAUAGACAGUGGUUGAAUACACGUGAACGACAAACAUACGCGCAUUGACGCUCGCGUGCCGGGACCGUGCGUAAAUUUUUUUUUUUAGUGGGGUAGUAGUGCUCCCUCUGAAUUGGAGUUGGGUUUCUCUAAGGAUUUUGUUGGAUAAGCGCUUGGAUUAGAGGUAGAGUUUGGGAGUUUUUAGACUGAACCAUGGUAGAGAAAAAAAUUGACAGAUUUCCUUCGACGUUUACGAUAGACAAUUUCAGCUCAACCACUACAUUGACACCAAAUGACAUCAAAAUACCGAUUGGAAGAAAGGAGACAAUUAACGAAAAACAAUAUGACCCUUAUGAACACAGGACAUUGGAGCAUCCAAACACCUUUUCUGGUGCUCUUAUACAUAUCCUCAAAAGUUCUAUGGGAACUGGUAUACUGGCAAUUCCUAUGGCAUUCAAGUAUGCUGGACUCGUAACUGGAUUCAUAGGAACCAUGCUGGUUGGAUUAUUGUGUACUCAUACUAUUCACAUAUUGGUUGUGGCAUCUCAAAAGAUGUGCAUAGCCGAGAAGAGGCCUUCGAUGGGAUUCUCGGAAACGGCACACGCCGUAUUCAAAUAUGGACCGAAACCCCUAAGGCCAUUGGCAAUUUUCGCAAGAUUGUUCGUUGACAUAGGCCUGAUUCUAACAUAUUUCUUCGGAAAUGCAGUUUAUGUUGUGUUUAUUGGAGAUUCACUGUCACAGAUCAUGAGCCAUUACUGCCCUGAACUGAAACUCGGUUCUAAAACCUUCAUGCUGGCCCUGAUGGUAUUCCUGCUCUUCGCCUGCCAAAUACGACCCCUCAAAUUCCUCGUACCCUUUUCUGCUAUCGCCAACAUAUCGAUGAUGGUAUGUUUCGGAAUCACCUUCUACUACAUGAUAGAUAGGAUCAGCGACCCCGAAGGAGAAGUAGGCAAAGCAGCCCUGUCCAAGGGUAUAUCUGGACUGCCGAAGUUCAUGGUGACUGUUAUAUUCGCGAUGGAGGGUAUUGGUACCAUAUUGCCCGUUGAGAACUCUAUGGUCAAGUCGAACUUCAUCGGGUGUCCGGGUGUGUUGAACACCGCAAUGGUGAUUAUAGUGUUCCUGUUUGGAUCCGUUGGGUUCUUCGGUUAUUACGUCUUCGGGGAGGAUACUAAAGCCAGUGUUACGUACAAUCUAAAUGACGAUGACUUGGCGAUGGUUGCCAUAGGAUGCAUAAGCCUCGCCGUAUCCUUAACAUUCAUGCUGCAGUUCUACGUGCCCAUGGAAAUAUCCUGGAGAUACGUGCAUCCUCACAUCCCAACCAAGUAUCACAACAUGGUGCAGAUCGUCUGGAGGCUGAUCGCGGUGAUCUUCAUAACGCUAAUCGCCAUCGUAGUGCCAGACCUUGGCACCAUCAUUGAUCUGGUGGGCGCGUUAUUCUUGGCCACCCUUGGACUUUUCGUACCGGCCGUUCUGGACCUAGUGGUGAACUGGGAGGAUGGACUGGGUUUUUGCCGGUGGAAAUUGUACAAGAAUGUGUUGGUGAUGUUGAUUUCUAUCUUUGCCACAGUGUCCGGUACUUAUUUCGCUAUCGGCAGCUUGCUUGAGUGAAUGAACGCUGCAGUGUCAGAAGAGAGAAAAGAAAUAAGUGAAAGACACACGCUAAUGACGUACCAUCGAUCAGAAUUGAAAUUGAGACAUGUUUUUCAAGAAUUCAAUGAAUGCUCAUAGAAUUCGAAGGGAAAGAUCACAAACAGUUUUAAUGAUGAACAAAAUUUUAUACGAAUGUGAUAUUUCCUUUGAUUAUUGAAUGAAAAGAUUGGGAAAUACAGAAAUUUUAGAGGAAUGGUGAUUAUUUCCAGUUUUUUGUGACUUUGGAGAGAGCAACUAUGAGAUAUCACAAUAUUUUAACGAACACACAAGCGUGUUUCCUUUACUGAAUAUUUUUCUGUUUGUAUUGAGCGAAAAUUAGACUUUCAGAUCGAUAGACAGGAGUCUAUAUUCAAUAUCGAAGAAGUAUUUUAUGAAUUUUUUCUUUGAAUCAUCGAAGCAUUGUGUUAAUGAUUUUCUUAAUUCUAUGGACUACUAAUAAAAUUCAAAAUAUUUAACAUCAACCUUUGAGUGAUACCUAAACGACUUCAUAUAUUUUAAUUUUUUAUCCUUUCAACAUUUAUAUUGUGAUAUAACAACAUAACCAACAACAUUAUAUUUAAGUGAAACUUUUGUCAAAUUUCCAGUUGGUCUCGUGACAUUAUUUGAAUUUUUGAAAAAUAACAGAUUGUAUAUAGAUGUACUUAAUCCAUUAUUGUAAUUUUAUCCAUCGUGUCAUUUUUGAUCAGAUCCGAAAUGUUUAUUAUUUAUAUAUUUGUAGUAUACGAGUGUCGAUUCUUUGAAGCAAACCUGUGAUCAUUUUUUUUGUAAAUAGAAAGCAGUUUUAUACGUGAAUUUAGAUUAUUGAUUGUGUGUGUAAGGAGAGGUUGAAAAUUUUCAACGAAUGUGAAUUAAAUGUUUCAAACUGCCAAA